Plasmopara halstedii is the source of this 201-nucleotide messenger RNA. RefSeq lists its product as uncharacterized. The record is from RefSeq and is a predicted model, not a curated record. Bases 1 to 201 code for a protein of 66 amino acids. The transcript has 2 exons. NCBI's taxonomy places the organism in Eukaryota, Oomycota, Peronosporomycetes, Peronosporales, Peronosporaceae.
AUGUUGGAAGGAGCGCAAGUCGAUCCAAGACUGGCCAAAUACCUCAUGCCCCCAAAAGCUCGAUUCAAUAAAUUUCAUCUGGCAAAGUUGCCAAGUAUUCUGGAACUCUUUUACUCUAAUUCUCCUUCGUUUGGCGACGUUUUAGGCAAUGUGGAGAGCGAUUUGUGUGGUCAUACGCUCUUUUGCCGUCCUAAAAUUUGA